AUCGAUGUCGACUUUGUUUUAUAUUGCAACCCUAAUUACGACGCCAUUUUACAAAGACAAAAAAAAUUUUUGUGACGAAGCGUUGUUGUAAUUAAACCGAAGAAAAGUGGUGUAAUUUAGGAGAACUAACAACUAAACAGAAGUGAAGAUGUCGCAACGCUUUGCGCCUGGCCAAGCGCCGGUGCAGUCGCGCUACCAGCCACCGCCACAAGCGCCUGGCAUGCGUCCCUAUCCCGGGCCCGGAACCGGCGCCAGUUUCCCGUGUUUGCAGCCACGCGGUUUUCCGCUGCACCCGAACACAACGCAGCCUGUGCCUGGGAGUGUGGUGGGCGCUGCUCCCGUCGGUGUUGGGGUCGGUCCCGGACCCUCGCUCCUCCAACGGAGCACCCAGCCCAGUUUUCAGACCGGACUGCGCGGCAGCGGUUCCGCUGGCGUUGGCGGCGGUGGUGGCGGCAGCAAACGUUCUGCGGAAUCGCGCAACAUGAACAGCGGCCCCAACAAGGGUGAGUUUGCCGGUGGUGGUGGCGCCAAAAAGAAGAAGAAACUGGCCGACAAAAUCCUGCCGCAAAAGGUGCGAGACCUGGUUCCCGAAUCGCAAGCGUAUAUGGAUCUACUGACAUUCGAGCGCAAAUUGGAUGCGACCAUAAUGCGCAAACGCCUGGACAUACAGGAGGCGCUCAAGCGACCGAUGAAACAGAAGCGCAAGCUGCGCAUCUUUAUCUCGAAUACAUUCUAUCCGAGCAAGGAGCCGAGCAAUGAUGGCGAUGAGGGCGCUGUCGCAUCCUGGGAGCUGCGUGUCGAGGGACGACUGCUCGAAGACGGUAAAGGGGAUCCGAAUACGAAGAUCAAGCGGAAGUUCUCAUCGUUCUUCAAAUCGCUGGUCAUUGAGCUCGACAAGGAGCUGUAUGGGCCGGAUAAUCAUCUGGUUGAAUGGCAUCGCACACACACCACCCAGGAGACGGAUGGAUUUCAGGUGAAGAGGCCGGGUGAUCGCAACGUACGCUGCACCAUCCUCCUGCUGCUUGACUAUCAGCCGCUGCAAUUUAAGCUGGAUCCACGACUGGCCCGAUUGCUGGGCGUGCACACCCAGACGCGGCCCGUCAUCAUCUCGGCCCUGUGGCAGUAUAUUAAGACGCAUAAACUGCAGGACGCCCAUGAGCGCGAGUAUAUCAAUUGUGACAAGUAUCUGGAGCAGAUAUUUAGCUGCCAGCGCAUGAAAUUCGCCGAGAUACCGCAACGUUUGAAUCCGCUCCUACAUCCACCCGAUCCAAUUGUCAUCAAUCAUUUCAUUGAGAGCGGGGCGGAGAAUAAACAGACCGCCUGCUACGACAUCGAUGUCGAAGUGGAUGACACGCUCAAGAACCAAAUGAACAACUUUCUGAUGAGCACUGCCAGCCAGCAGGAAAUCCAGGGCCUCGACACGAAGAUCCAUGAGACCGUCGAUACCAUCAAUCAAAUGAAAACAAAUCGCGAAUUCUUUCUCAGCUUUGCCAAGGAUCCGCAAAUGUUCAUCCAUCGCUGGAUCAUCAGCCAGACGAGGGAUCUCAAGCUAAUGACCGAUGUGGUUGGUAAUCCGGAGGAGGAGCGUCGCGCCGAGUUCUACUAUCAGCCGUGGACGCAUGAGGCCGUAUCGCGCUACUUCUUCACCAAGGUCAAUCAGAAGCGGGCCGAAUUGGAGCAGGCGCUGGGCAUACGCAACGGCUAAGCCUGUUAGGUUCUUGUAGCUGUGUGUGCUUCAAAUUGUGCACACUGCGAAACUCUUUUUUCCUUCGACAGUUUAAUUUAAGCUCUAAAUGCUACUAUAUAUGUAUACUAUAUAUAAUUAUGUGUCACUAUUUUUUUGCCAACAACAAAAACUGGCUUCAGCUGCAACAAUUAAAAACAUCCAUAUAAAAUAGACU
Messenger RNA from Drosophila grimshawi, 1901 nucleotides. It is a transcript of the gene Bap60, whose product is annotated as brahma-associated protein of 60 kDa. Lineage: Eukaryota; Metazoa; Arthropoda; Insecta; Diptera; Drosophilidae. Gene Ontology annotation, cellular component: SWI/SNF complex; nucleus. The transcript has 3 exons. Bases 149 to 1705 code for a protein of 518 amino acids. Gene Ontology annotation, biological process: regulation of transcription by RNA polymerase II. The record is from RefSeq and is a predicted model, not a curated record.